CCAGGUUUGAAGGUUUAUGUUUCUUGUUUUUUUACUUGUUUCUCCUCUCGUCAUUCAUGGCUCAAGAGAAAAACUUCUUUGCUCUCUUGACCGACCAAGAAUCCGAAGAUGUAUCAAAGCUCAUUGAUAGCCUGAAAGUGGAAGAGCCCUCGAAGCCGGAUGCCUUGGAUAACAAGAAAGAGCAAAAGCCAACGCACAAGUUUCAGAAUAUGGAUCCUCGAAAGAUGCUGGGCAAACGUAUUAUCCUUCCCAGGCAUGUUUUGAGAUCUUUCCUUGGUCUUAGGAAGGAAAAGAAGGAAGAGCAAAAGCCUGAAGGAAACAGCAACGCAAAAGAACCAGGAGAAAAAGAAGGCGAGAUUAAGGCUUCAAGUGCAACCAACAACAAUGGACAACAACCAAGCAGUGGAAACGGUGCAAAUGCCAAGAUAGAAUGCAAGAACUAUCCUGAUAAUCACCAUAAUCAUGGUUAUCAUCACGGUCAGAGAGGCUAUGGAGUUGGCAAUGGGUAUCAGGGUAACUAUAGGAAUUACAGCUAUGGAGGUGGUGAUGGAUAUCGGGAAAAUUAUGGCACUCCUCCUGGGUAUCAGGUGAAUAAUAAUGGUGGUUACCGUGGUGGUAGGCGGAGUAUAAGAGGAAAGGGAUUUCAACAAAGGAGGAAAUUUUAUGAGGAGCAAGCUCUUGCUUAUGCUAAUAAUCAUCUACAUCAACAAGAAUUUGAUUUUGGAAAAGAAGAUCUACAAUAUUACGGUGGUUAUAGAGGUCAAGGCCAUCAAGGAUAUUACAGGCGUGACGGAGGUGAAUGCUAUAACAAUGGAAAGGUUUACUGUGAAGUGGAUGGUGACAAUGAAUAUAACAAUGAUAAUAGCAAGAAUGACAAUAUUGCUGUUGUGGCUAACGAGGGGCAAGAAGCUGCUGCGUCUAAGAGUGGCCACAGUGAGGAAGGAAAUGGUGAUUAUCAUGGUGACAAGAAGUCCGAAAUGAUGGAGAGAAAGAGCAAGGGAUUUGAAGAUAAAUCUGUGAUCAAGGCUGAAGAGAAAGAGAAAGUGAAUGAUGGGAAGAAGUUAAUGACUCUUAAAGAGUAUGAAGAGUCUCUUCUUGAAAAGAAGAAACCUGUGGAAGCACUGAAGAAGGACGUGGGGAGAAAAGUUAUGGCAGAUAAGGAAUUCGGGUCGAUGCAAAUGAUUGGGAAAAAGAAAGAGGAGAAGAAAUAUGAGACAAAGAGGAAAGAUACUUGUCACAGCCUCGAGGAAGAGAACGUAAUUCGCAAGUCAAUGAGCCUUAACGAAUUCCUAAAACCAGCUGAGGGAAGGGAGAAGAAUAAGCAGCAACAUGGUGAUAGAGCCCAUGGGCAGAGACCUUAUGGCAGAGGCUAUUAUGAUCAGAGGAAUUAUGGAAGGCAAGAAUGGAAAAUGCCUUUGUAUGGUGGCUGUAGGCCCUAUAAUAGAGGGAGAGGCGAUGAUUAUAGUCCUCAGAUUGAGGACCUUAGCCAGUUCCCUGUGCUGGGAAGAAAUGGGACUGCAUAA
Messenger RNA from Theobroma umbraticum, 1523 nucleotides. The record is from RefSeq and is a predicted model, not a curated record. Lineage: Eukaryota; Viridiplantae; Streptophyta; Magnoliopsida; Malvales; Malvaceae.